Penicillium bovifimosum is the source of this 768-nucleotide messenger RNA. Its product is annotated as Zinc finger C2H2. Lineage: Eukaryota; Fungi; Ascomycota; Eurotiomycetes; Eurotiales; Aspergillaceae. Gene Ontology annotation, biological process: regulation of transcription by RNA polymerase II. Gene Ontology annotation, cellular component: chromosome. Bases 1 to 768 code for a protein of 255 amino acids. The transcript has 2 exons. The record is from RefSeq and is a predicted model, not a curated record. Gene Ontology annotation, molecular function: chromatin insulator sequence binding.
AUGAACUCCAUGAACCACUACGCACCGACUUUCGAAUGCGAAACUUGCACCCGCGAGUUCUCUUCUCAGUCGGCUGCCAAUCAACACAUGAACGCCCUGAACCACUGGAAACCCACCAUUCCAUGUGAGAUGUGCACGAUGAAGUUCCGCACCCAGACUGCCGCGGACAGCCACAUGGCUUCUAUGGGACACUACAAAAACUAUUGCCGAGACUGCAAUCGUCGCUUCAUGAACGACAAUUGCCUGCGCCAGCAUCUGAACUCCAAAACCCAUCGUGGCACUACUGUCUCCUGCCCGUGCUGCAAGACAAGCUUCGUCACUGCGAGCGGUGUCUCCCACCACCUGGAGAGUGGAUCGUGUCCCAAUGCUGCCUCGCUGAACCGCGACAGAAUCCACCGGAUCAUUCGGAGCCUCGACCCAAACGGCGCUAUCUGCAAGAAGCAGAUUGGCUGGCACGACGAGCAACCAUCCGUAACCUACUCGGUCACCCCGCGUGCAUUCAACGGUACCUCCUGGGUGUGUUACAUCUGCAAGAAGUGCUUCACUACAUCGAGGGGCCUGGAAGCACACUUGAACUCGCCCGUGCACAAGGAAAAAGUUUAUCAUUGUCUCAAACGAGGCUGUCCCAAGGAGUUCCACUCUCUCGCUAGUUUGUUCAGUCACCUGGAGAGCGAGUCCUGCGGAUUUAUCCGGUUCGAGGGUGUUCAGCAGGUCCAUAAGCGAAUCAACGAUGCUAUCUUGGGCAACAGAAUGAUCACCGGCUUCUAA